GGCGGCGCCAAGAGGUUCCUGCGCUGAUUCCGUCGCGGCUUCACUGAGGACGGCAGCCACGAGAACAUCGACCUGGGCAUCGCUGAGCUGUCUGCCGUGAUGGGGUUCUCAUACGGCGGGGCGGCGGGUAUGACUUCUACUACAUGGAAAAGGACAAACUGCACCGCCUCGACAACUACGGUGAGUGAGCCAGCAACUGUGAUGACCAUUGAUUGAGACAUCUCGAUGUCUCAUUGCCGUCAGAUGCGCUUCACACGGUGUCCAACCACACGAGAGGCUUCUCUGACAAAGGCCGCAGCACGGUGCAGUUCCCCAUCGACGACAUGGCCCCCGACCUGGUCAGCCAACACACGGCCACACACACGAAAGUGACACACAGCAGUGUGUGGAUGUCCCUCUCUGUAUGUGUGUGUGGUGUCAGGAUGGCCAUCGUGUGCCGAGUGCCGAGGAGACUGCUUUGGUCAAGGAGCGGCUGCGUCAGGUGGCGCCCAGGAGCGCCGAUAUCUUCGAGAGCUUUGGGGGCGACUACGCCGCCAUGACCAAGAUGCCCAUCGAUGAGGGCUGCAGACACAUCAUAGCGGUGGUCGAGGAACGCCUCACCAAGUGAGAAGGAAACACCGACCAAUGACUCUCUGACACGCACACAGAAUGAAUGUGUGUGUGCAGGGUGCCAAUGGAGUGGCUGACGCCCGACGGCAGCGUCCAGGCCGGCCGCCUGCCGACGACAGUGUCCAUGUUCUAGCGGCCGCUACUCACACACAUAGACACUGUUUUUUGUGAGACUCUCUUGACUCGUUUUUUCGAUCUCGUCCGGUGGAUACAGAAAAGCCCACUGCCUUCGGCCGUGGGCUUUUCAUUCUGCGCGUAUAUGAGCUGCUGAGCUCGAGCGACACAGCAAGCUGAGAACGGCUGUCCGGCGGCCAUGUUAUGUACAUAUUUGCGAAUUUUUCCAAGGGGAUUUGAGGGCUUAUAGAGGCCAGCAAAACAUGCACGCAGAGUGAC
This is a messenger RNA of Vitrella brassicaformis, 1002 nucleotides long. The record is from the annotation of a GenBank genome assembly. NCBI's taxonomy places the organism in Eukaryota, Vitrellaceae.